CCCCGGGAGCCUGGGGCCAGGGCCCGGCUCUGCCCAACUCCAGCUCGGGCAGGGCCGGCCUGGGGCACGGGGGCUCCCUCCCCCCAACAUCGCAGGCCUGGCCCGGGACACGAGGGCUCUCCCCCUUCCCGUCCCCCCCACGUGAGCCUGGGCCGGCCUGGAACACGGGGCUUCGGGCAGCCCUCCAUGCUCCGGGCCGGGUCCUGAGUCAGGACUGAGCUGGGCCGUGGGGACGUGCCCACGGAGGCUCUGCACCCCCAGACCCGCCCCGGAACUGGACUGGACCAGGACACAACACAGUCCCCGCCGUGUUAACGCACAAUGUGGUAACCUGCCCCGCUCUGCAGCUGGACCAGAUCCCAGCCGUCUGGACUCCGCGCUCAGAACAUGCCGAUUCGGACCCAGCCAUAUGGCCCAGAACAUGGCAAUGCCACAUCUCGCUGGAGCUGGACCGGGACACAGCAACAUGACAAAACAAAGCAAUGUAAUCCUGAGCUGGGACAGGGUGACCUGGUCACAGCCACAGGACCCAUAACAUAACAGCACAAUCCCACGCUGGAACAGGGCCAGACCAGACCAUGGCAACCUGGUCACAGCCGCGUGACAUGGCAACACAACCCCAUGCUAGUACUGGAUUGAAACGGUGACUCAGCCACAACCACAUGAGCUUAACAUAGCAACACAAUCCGGAUCCAGACCUGGAUUGGAACAUAGCCAUACAACCCAUAGCACGGCAACGCAACCCUGUGCUAGAACUGAACUGGAACAUUCCAACUUGGUCACAGCAACAUGAUCAACAACAUGGUAACACAAACCUUCGUUGGAACUGGACCAGAACUCAGUUACAUGGUCACAGCCAUGCAACCCAUAACAUGGCAACGCAAUCCCACAUUGGAACUGGAUCAGACCACAGUGAUCCAUGGUGAUGCCACGGUGAGGCAGCCAUAGCUAGUGAACCCAUAAUGUGGCAACACAGUUUUGAGCCAGAACUGGACCAGAACAUGGUGAUGCAAUCACAGCUUCAUAGGAACCUGUAAAAUGGCAAUGCAACCCUGAGCCAAAACACAGUGACAGCCACUCAGAUGUGGCCUGUAACAUACCAACGCAAUACAGCCCUGAGCCAGAACCGGACCAGAACACGGCGACAGUCACAGCCAGGCAGCCUGUAACGUGGCAAAGCAACCCUAAGCCAGAACUGGACCAGAACACCGUGACAUGGUCAUAGCCACAUGACCCAUAAUGUGGCAACACAACCUUAAGCCACAAUAUGGCAAUGUGGACACGGCGAUACUGUCAUAGUAUAGUGACCUAAUCCAUAACGGUGAUGUGUUGCUGACCCAGGACUGGAGGAGAAUUUGGUGAUGCAGUCCUUAUUGCUGUUCUGAUCCAGAAGCAACUUAGAACACAGCAAUGCUGCCCAUUACACAGUGACACAGCCCUGAUGCAGAACUGGCCUAGAACAUGUUUUAAAGGAUUCCCCCUAAUUCCUGUUUCUUUCACCUGGAAGGUUCCAAGAAGACAAUCUACGGCUGACGGCUUUGUGCUUCCAGGAAAGGGGCGGAAAUUAAAAAUGUCAAAAGUUACUACAGAGCUUCUUUUGGAAAGAGCAGUUCCAAGAUCUACUAGGCUACGAAAGAUUGAGACUCUGAAUUUAUCCAAGCUGCAGUUAAAGACCGGAGACUUGGACCCACGGUUGUUUUCCCGUCUGAGACAUCUGCAAAAUCUCGAUCUCUCUGAUAAUCUGUUGGACAAACUACCUGCUAAUCUAAGCCUGCCAGACCUGCGUGUCCUAAACUGCAGUAACAACCAACUGGAAGAUGUGACUGUCCUGAAGCAGUUCCCGCUGCUGGAGGAGCUAAACUAUGAAAACAAUGUGUACCUGACAACCAACGAUGACUAUAAGGUCAUGUUUCUUUUACAAAAUCUUCGGCUACUCAAUGGCAAGGAUGUAACCAAAUUAGCUAAUCACGUGAGAGUUGUCAACAGCCGAGAGCUGACCAGCAAGGUCACAGCUCACUGGGAGAGGCACUUCCGAAGCCAACUCCCUGAGAAGUAUUCAGCCGAGCAUGUGGUGAUCAUCAGGAAAAAGUUUCUGAAGUCUGCACAAACCCACGUCAUAUAUGGACCCAGCUCCCUCGGUGAAUUUACCCGAUGGAGGGUGAAGAUGAUUGCGGAGGAGUUGCUGGCAUCCAUGCUGGGACAGGAAGAGAACACACAUCCUGAAACACAAGAAAGGAUGGAGGAUGAUGAGGAGGAGACUACAGAAAACCCCAGGGAGGUGGGAAACGAUGAUAUUGCGCAGGUCACAUUAAUCCCCAGCAAGAGAAGAGGGAAUCACUCAACAGCAGGAUCUGCAAGCAAAAGGCCACGGUCCUGGUGUAACACUGAGGAGGAAGUAGUGCUUAGUCCCAGAAAGUCCAGCCAUUCACAGGAUGACCCAACUCCUGAUAGACCAAGAGCAUCGAACCAACAGGCAAAGGUGGCCGAAGAGACUCACAGGAAUGGAGAACAGCCUCCGAAAGGACAAAGCCACAGAAGAUCCAGCCAGUUGACGGAGGAGCAGAAAAGCCAGGAGCAGGACAAAAAGGUUCUGACCAUAACCCCGGUCAAGAACCUGGAAGACAAGGAAGUUAUCAGUUUGGAGCCAUUGCACUUUCUUCAGUGUCACAGUAAAGGCAACAGCCGGGAGGAUUUUAAAACGCAGCUCUGGUCCUGUGUCUUCGAGCCACCAUUGGAUUCUGGGACGAGGAAAGACCCUGUAGUGAGCACCUCCAGAACCAUGGCCACCUGUGGAGGGGAAUCGGUUUGUCUUAUCGACUGCGAGACUGGAAUAGUGCUGAAAAAGUAUAAAGUGCCUGCGGAGGAGUUUUUCACCGUUGCAUGGACAACUCUGACCAUGGUAACUAAUGAUGGUCGGAAAAAAAAACAUAAUAUUCUGGCCGCAGCCGGAAGAAGAGGAAUUGUAAAGCUGAUUCAUGUAUCAGCUGAUUUCUGCUACGGAGAGAUAAAGGCUCACAAAAAGCCUAUUGCUACAGCCUGCUUCAGCCCAACCUGCGAGACACACCUCUUCACUGCAUCCUAUGACAAAAGAAUUGGCCUCUGGGAUAUUGGGGUUCCAGAUUGUGACUACAACUUCAAAGCAAGCCAACUAAUGGUGCUGGAAGUUGCCUCUAUUCCAUUACGGAUUGCCCUGGUCCCAUCCUGCCCAGAUCAGUUCCUGCUGGCUGGUUGUGAAGAAGGUUGCUUUGCUUGGGAUAUUAGACUGGACAAGCCACAGAAGAGCAGGCCUUUUGAAGUGGCAUUCCAGUUUCCUAAUGAUGAGGGAGAAGAGACAACUUCCCACAGCGUGGAUGGAUUGGCCUUUUUGAACAAAGAUGUUGUGGUUUCUAAGAGUUCUAAGACAGGGUCUAUAUACUUAUGGAGCUGGAGCCAGUCGUUUGAGGCCCAGGGGAAAUCAUGUCAGAGAACACGACCUGCACUGAUUCUAGCGGAACUGGAGUGGUCGACAACAGACCUGCCCUACCUUACCCUCAGCACCUGUCCAGGUAAGCCCACAAUGCAGAAGGCUGGACUCAAGAAGCUACUAUUGGGGAAGGACUUGAAAGGUACAAGUUGUUCUUUUAAUGGGUCUUGCCAUUUCUGCUUUACUUACCUGAUUCCUUAGGCAGGGUAAGGAUUUUAUAUCCAGCCUUGCUGCUGAGUUAUUGUUCUAAUGCUGCCUCUGUAAAAUGUUAACAUCUACCUCAGAAGACUGGUAGGAGCUCAGUUUAUGAAUGUCUGUAAAGCACUUUGAAAUGAGGGGUGCUCUCUAAGUGCUUACACUAUAGAGGUGGACAGCAUGUUAAAAUUUGUGCUGCAUUUCAGACUGGUGGUAGAACUUCCACCUGGCACUCAUAAUAGUGACAAAUUUCUGGGAGGAACCUGAAACUAAUCCACAUACUGUGUCUCAUGCGGCACUUUGAAAGGAAAAGCUGAGCUGUCUGCUGGAGGCACCCAACUGAGGGUUACAACGGGGACACUAGCAAUGCAAGACCAAUGUUAAAACUACUUUAUUUCAGCCAAAAGGGUCACACAACUAUACCAGCUUGAGCCCAAAGUCCACUCAGCGCCUCCUUAGUAUGAUACAAAAUUCAACUCCAAUUAUUUUUAUGGGCUAGUCCUGUAAGGCUGGUUUACUGAACACUCUGUAGCAAUUAAGAAUGGGAUACAUUUCAUCUGGAAGGUGACAUUAUAGUGGGCUCUGUGCCACUGGCAGAGGGGUGAGAAGUUUUUGGUCUUGGCCAUCAGAAAUCUCAACCCUGCACUGGGUCCUUUGCUCUUGCAGCGGCAGAGUAUGUGUUCU
Messenger RNA from Dermochelys coriacea (leatherback sea turtle), 4342 nucleotides. It is a transcript of the gene LRWD1, whose product is annotated as leucine rich repeats and WD repeat domain containing 1. The coding region runs from base 1442 to 3664 and encodes 740 amino acids. The transcript has 15 exons. Gene Ontology annotation, biological process: establishment of protein localization to chromatin; chromatin organization. Gene Ontology annotation, molecular function: chromatin binding; protein binding. Gene Ontology annotation, cellular component: nuclear origin of replication recognition complex. Lineage: Eukaryota; Metazoa; Chordata; Testudines; Dermochelyidae. The record is from RefSeq and is a predicted model, not a curated record.